UUUGCCAAUAUGGCUUCUCCCAGUUGUUCAACGUGGUCUUAGUGUCGGUUUGAAUAGUAUUAACGAAAUUGGAGAAGUUACUGAUUUUAUUUUAUUCUGAGUUAUGCCUAGAAACGUUAAAUUGAGUUUGAAUCCUAAUGGAAAUUUUUGGGCUAAAGAUAAAGAACGAUUCGGAUUUAAAAUGCUUACCAAGAUGGGAUGGAAGGACGGUAAAGGAUUAGGAAAGAAUGAAGAUGGAAACACUUCGCAUAUUAAAGUUACUAACAAGGACGAUCGGAAAGGAGUUGGUUUUGUUGGAGCCGAAGAUGAUUGGAUUGCUCAUCAAGACGAUUUUAAUUCAUUACUAUCAUCACUGAAUGGACAUUUUCAAAGUAAAGAAACGGAUACGACCGAAAAGCCAGAACCCGCUACCAAGACUAAAAAACUACAAAUAUCUAAAUUUAGGAUUUACUAUAAAAAGUUUUUCAAAGGAAAAGACAUGUCGAAUUAUAGUUCAAAUGAUUUGGAUGCUAUCCUUGGGAAAAGAAAGAAAAAAGUUAACAAAACAACCAAAGAAAGAUUAAAACAGUUAUUAAAUGAUGAUUUAUAUGAAAACACUUAUACCAGCAAGAAGAGUAUUCAAGAAUACUUUUCUGAGAAAAUGGGAAAUCGUACAAUUCAGAAUAGAAAGAUUGAUGAUAAUGAACCCGAAGAUGAUAUGAAAAAAUCAGUAAUGUCUGAUGCAAAUUGUGAGAACAUUAUUGAUUCCAAGUUAAAUACGAAUGGUUUUUCUGUGGAAGAAGCAGAAAAUUUGAACGAAUACAAUUCGGAAAUUUCUGAAGGAAAGACAGAAAUGUGUUCGUCGCCACCAUCCAAUACGGGUUUGAAUGAGGAUAACGAAAGUUAUAACAAGGAUACAGUUUCACUUACUAAACUUAAAAACUGUAAUGAAAAUGAGUCAAGCAAUACACUAACUGAAAAGGUGAAGAAAGGAAAGAAAAGGAAACAUUUAGAACAGGAUCGUAAUGAAAAUAGUAUGGAGGUUACAGCUACGGAUACAGAAGUUGUGGAUAAGAAAACCAAGAAUAGUUUUCAUAAGAAGAAAGCUAAGAGAGAGCACAAUAUUGAAAUUGCUGAUGGUAAAAUGGAUUUUCACUCCAACUUUCAUUUGCGACGUAAAGUUUACUAUGAAAUAAGGGAAUUUGCGGACGCGUUUCCUAACAGCAGUGUCUUGUCGACAAUAGAAAAGUGUGUGAAUUUGCAUAAUAAUCUAAACGAUUCAAUGAUAGGAACUAGCAAUUUACUUUUUAUCGCCGGAUACGGAAACGAAAGUUUGGCGGAUGCUUGAAACUCCUGUUGAAUUGUUACGGAAUGAAUGAAAAACACUGAUUGAUAAAGAUUUUAUAAUGAUAAUAAAUAUUUAUUAUUG
Molecule: messenger RNA, 1408 nt
Organism: Centruroides sculpturatus (bark scorpion)
Lineage: Eukaryota; Metazoa; Arthropoda; Arachnida; Scorpiones; Buthidae
Product: PIN2/TERF1-interacting telomerase inhibitor 1-like
Exons: 6
Coding region: 104-1327 (407 amino acids)
Biological process (GO): regulation of ribosome biogenesis
Cellular component (GO): nucleolus
Molecular function (GO): nucleic acid binding; telomerase inhibitor activity
Source: RefSeq, a predicted model, not a curated record